CAAAUGUCUCAUAGCUGAAUUUACAGAACGUCUUUAACUGGGAAAUGCGACCUCCUUCCAUCAUGAUCUGAACCCCAAUCUCGAACUCAUUGCAUUGUGUCUCGUUAGAGUUGUCACAAUACUAUUUUGUUGCUUCCUCUCAGUAAACUGUCUUUCUUCACUCAUUAUGAAACUCAACAUAUCCGUUUGCAUUCUCGCCUCAUCUUUGGCUGUAUGUCAAACUGUUCCUCCUGGAGGAUCCGAUCUUCUCGCUGUUCUCCGAAGUGAUCCUGACACGCAAGCGUUUGCUCAACUGCUAGAAGAGCAUCCUGACCUUCUUAUGAAUCUGAACUCUGCUAAGAAUUACACGGUAUUUGCUCCUUCAAAUGCAGCGGUCGCCACAUUCCAGCAAUCUUUCAACGGAUCACUUUCCCGCCGCGCGUAUGGUCUCCACCGCCGAAGCAUUCCCGACUACGCCGCCGCAAUUGCGCUGCUCUUCACAGACAGGUCAAACCAAGGCAACCUAAACCUUCAGCCGACAAAUCUCAUCACUAAUUUGACAGACGCGGAAUUUGUCAACCUUGGGCCAGCUUCGGCUUCAGCCUCACAAACCACCUCUAGCUUCAGCCUCAUCCAGUCGAGCCUCGGAUCAGCAUUGUCAGCCUCAAGCUCAGUGCCGUCUGCGACGUCUUCAUCUUCAUUAAGCUCCAGCCCCACGUUUACUACGUCUAUCUCAGCACCGGUAUCUUCGACCUCGCUUUCGGUGCUGGAGAGCACUCUGGUACCCACCUUGCACUCACAACCGUCGACUUCAAGUCCAGCAGCGCCCCAGCCAACUCCAGAGCCCGAACCCGCAGGGUGUCCAUCUAUACCACCAAAGCCAAAGAAGAAGAGAUCCUUCGAACCAUACUCCAAGCAGUAUCGACGGCAGCUGAACGAGUCGUCCUUACUAGUCUCCUCCGGUUUUGGCAGUGUGGCUGAGGCAUCAUUGAGUGAGACGAUAUACAACAAUGGAGCUAUACGGAAAGUCGAUAGCUUCUUUACCCUCUUUGGUGAUCUUGCAUCAACUCUUCAGCAAACCAAUGGUACAGCAUUCGCAAAUUCCCUUGCCCAAGCAGGCAUGCUCGACUCGGUCUCAAAGACGCCGCGCAUUACCGUCUUUGUUCCCACCGACGCUGUCUUGACUGGGCAAGUCUUAGAUGCUAUCUCUUUACAGCGCUAUGUCUUGCCGAAUACCCUGGCUACAAGCCCAAGCCUAAGUGCUGGCAUGUACAAAACUAGCGCCGGUGAUUCAGUUAAUAUUACUGUCAAUAGCGACGGAUCUUUUUCAGUCAAUAAUGCAACUAUUGUAAAGUCAGAUGUGAUGAUCAAGAAUGGCGUUGUUCAUUACAUUGAUAAUGUGUAUACUGGUUUGGCCAGGGGAUCUGCGCCUGGACUCACCUCUUCGAGGCUUUCGAUUGUUGUAGCUAUUGCUAUAUCUUGCUCGGCCCUGUUAUGAGCCCUACCGUGAGAUGACUGAAUUGUUCGCACAAGUUACUGAAGGGUUUCCUAAGGAUUAUAGUCCCAUCUGUAAUAUUUAAUAUCAUACAUGAAUUACUAUUAGAUC
Messenger RNA from Lindgomyces ingoldianus, 1585 nucleotides. Its product is annotated as FAS1 domain-containing protein. The coding region runs from base 167 to 1477 and encodes 436 amino acids. The transcript is spliced from 3 exons. NCBI's taxonomy places the organism in Eukaryota, Fungi, Ascomycota, Dothideomycetes, Pleosporales, Lindgomycetaceae. The record is from RefSeq and is a predicted model, not a curated record.